This is a messenger RNA of Heterotrigona itama, 468 nucleotides long. The record is from the annotation of a GenBank genome assembly. Lineage: Eukaryota; Metazoa; Arthropoda; Insecta; Hymenoptera; Apidae.
UUGGACUAUUCUGCGAAAUGUGUAGAGCCACGACCCCGACCGUCAGACGUUUGCCGGCCGUCGAAGAGAAUGGACUUCAUCGGCUACAAGCAUUAUAGACUCCUGAAAUUCUGCUUCUUCGCGACGGGACUGACACCGUACAAACCAACGCUGUUAAGCGUACUGCAUAUUACGAUCGUAUGUUUGAUACUUCUUCUCGGUCAAACGUUUUCCAUAAUAGAGGAAUGGUUAAAGGAUAUAAAACGUGAUUGGAAUCACAUACAAGACAUAGAAGAAUUUAAGAUACUUAAGACACACAUAGCGAUGGCAAAUCGUUACAUAAAUAUUUAUUUAAGUAAGAAGUAAAAUAAUUGUCGCAUAAGGCGGCGAGAAAACGUAUAAGGAUAAUAUUUUACAUUUAAGAUGCAUUAUAGUUACAGUUUGUACAUUUCAUGCUGGUUUCAUUAUUAUUAUGACGCUGUCUCUUUC